CUCGGUGAGCCGGCGGCCGCGGAGCCCUGAGGAGAGCCGCGCCGCGCCGCCGCCAUGUCCCUGGACGCCACGGACCCGGUCUCGGAGACGAGUGACCAGGAGAGGGGGUACAGAUUUCCCACCCACUGUUUCACUGCCCAGAGACCAGAGCCAGGCGCCUGGAGCCUGGCUGGUGGGACCUGCUUGUCUGGACCACGCCGCCCUGUCUCCUCAGGCAGAGGGAGACGACACUCAGUCUGCAGCGACCUUUGACUCUGACUCGGAGACGAAAGCUAAAAGGAAAAGUGUUCACAGACCUCCACCCACCUCGCCCAAGUCACCCUAUUACUCUGAGCCGAGGAAGGGGACGUCCUGGAGGUCUCUCAAGACAGCGGGGAGCAUGCCUCUGAGCAGCAGGACGUCCCUGUCGCCACAGAAGCUCUGGCUGGGCACGGCCAGACAAGGUCAUGUCCCCGGGACUCCCGUGUACCGAGAGAAGGAAGACAUGUACGAUGAGAUCAUCGAGCUGAAGAAGUCACUGCACGUGCAGAAGAGCGCCGUGGACCUGCUGCGGACGAGGCUGCGGCGCUUACAGGAGGAGAACAGCAGGAAGGACCGGCAGAUCGAGCAGCUCCUGGAGCCAGGCCGAGGCCCCGAUUUUGUUCGGACUCUGGCGGAGAAAAGGCCCGACGCUGGCUGGGUCAUCAACGGGCUGAGGCAGAGGAUCUUCAAGCUGGAGCAGCAGUGCAAGGAGAAGGACACCACCAUCAACAAGCUGCAGACAGACAUGAAGACCACCAACCUGGAAGAGAUGCGGCUCGCCAUGGAGACCUACUACGAGGAGAUCCACCGUCUGCAGACUCUGCUGGCAAGUUCCGAACCCACAGGAAAGAAGCCUGCGGGGGAGAGGAAGACCGGCGCUAGACGGCAGAAGAAAACGAGCAGCACCCUCCUCAGCUUGUCCCGGAGCGUCCAGGAGCUCACGGAGGAGAACCAGAGCCUCAAGGAGGACCUGGACCGCGUGCUGAGCAGCUCGCCCGCCAUCUGCAAAGUGAAGGGUUACGUGGAGUGGAGCAAGCCCAGGCUGCUGAGACGCAUCGCGGAGCUGGAGAAGAAGAUAAAUUCAGUGGAGAGCUCGAAGGCUCAUGCUGCAGACGUGAGCACACCAAACUCCCUGGCCCCCUCGGCGUCCACCUCCCCAGUGCACAGACAGCCGCCGGCCGACUGCCAGGAGGACCUCGCGCGCCUGCGGGGGGCCGUGAAGAGCCUGAAGGGGGAGCGGGGCACACUGCAGGCGCAGCUGCUGGAGAAAGACGUGGAGCUGCGGCGGCUGCUGCAGGCCAAGGCCGACCUGGAGAAGCAUCUGGAGAGCGCCAGGGAAGGCGAGAGGCAGCGUCGCGGGCAGGAGCAGGCCUUGAGAGAGGAGAUUCAGGCACUGACCACCAAGCUCCAGGAACUGGAGGAGACCAGGAAAGGAGAGAGAGCUGGCCCUGUGGAGGUCAGUCUAGAGGCCCAAGAACGUCCAGCGUCCCCCGCCAGCAGCAGGCUCUCCCUGCAGGACCCCGAGGCAGGCGCCAGUGAGGAGGGCGUCUCGCGGGCCCCCUCCCCCUGCGUGGAAGGGAGAAGAGACGCCGCCGCCCGGGUCCUGCAGACCCAGUGGAGGCUGUACAAGCACAAGAAAAAGCAGACCGUGCUGGACGAGGAGGCAGCAGUGGCGCUUCAGGCAGCUUUCAGGGGACAUCUCACCCGGGCGCAGCUGCUGUCAAGACAAGGGCGCAGCCCAGAGCCUCCCGGUGGGCCAGGCCGCUCACCUCAGGACUCGCCCACGCCCCGCAGUCCAAGCCCCGUGACCGCGGACGAGCACAGCCCAGAGGCAGCCAUUGUCAUGGUGCAGUCCGUGCUGCGGGGACACCUGGCACGGGCCAGGCUCAGCGCGACCUCUGCUAGGAAGAGACCUGCCUCUGGCCCACGCGGAACCACCCCUCCACCGCCCCGCCGCACGGCCUCCCCUGGUGAGGAGGACGGUGAAGCCAGCGGCUGGGAGGCCACGGAAGACCUGGAGGAGCCAGCAACCCCGCAGGCACGCUCUGCACGCUCUUCCCCCUCGGGGCCGCAGCCCAGGGACGACGUUGACUCCGACGACUCCGACGACGUCGUCAUCGCUCCGCUCCUGCCCACAAAGAAAAGCUCCUCCCAUCCCAGGUUCCCGUCCCCACCUCCCAGUGGCAAUGGCUGUCAGGAUUAGGUUAGGGCUAGAGAACAAGGCGCGCUCCGGAGGUGGAGACCCGUCCCGUCAGGAACAGAACUGCACCUGCUUACCACCCAGCACCCUCACGGGUUUCUCUCCUUGGCUUUGCUGUUUUGUUUAAGAAAUCCCAAGUGCCUCUACGUCACUCUCUGGGAGGGCCAAGUGGCUCCGUCACCCCUCAUCCCCAGCUGCCCUCCAGAUGGCGGGGGCGCUGGGAAGAUGCCCCCUGUAGCGGCCGACAGCCUGCCUUUGGCCAGACUGGGCACGGCUGCCCAGCAGGGGGCAGCCUGGGGGCACUGUCACUGGCCCAGCGUUGCCACAGCCUCAGCCGCCAGGCACGGCCACGAGGCCGGUGGGGCAGGGGUUAAUACGAGGGUAGCAGUAGCAGGGCCCUGACGUGCGCUCUGGCCCACCACACGGUCCUUCCUUCCCCAUUCCCCUCCCCUCCCGCCUGGGGCGCUGCCCACCAGAGCUGCCCUCCCCAGGAAGGACUCUGGGUGGAAUUGGGCACUGGGUCCACCGAGACCUGAGAGACAGCAGGAGCCCCAGGAGCGGCGUGACACACACGGCAGGUGCACUCGCCUCCCUGGGCUCGCCGGGGGCAGGCGGCAGCCGUCAUGCUGUGUGCCUGGCUCCCUGCCCCCAGAAGGCCCCGAGGUCUGUAAGAUGAGCCCUUGCGUGUGGCAAAGCCCCAGCCCGCAGCCCCAGGCCGGGGGCUCCUCUCAGGACAGGUCGGGGUGAGGGGGCCCCUUGGACAGUGCCACAUCCCUGACCGAGCACAGCCUCUCACAGCGGGAGGCGCUCUCACCGCCCCUGCCGGCGAGCGGAGGGGAAAGGUGAGGACUGUCCAGCCCCUUUCUCCACUUAGGCCCACGUACGGGGCUGCACGUCUCAUUCUUUGGCCUAUGAGCUGCCAAACCGAUUCUUUUCAUUGAAUGGCCUGGUGACGGCCAAGUGAGCCACGGAUCCCGCCUCCAUUCGUGCACUUGGGUGUGCUGCCCGUGGAGCCACCCCAACCUUGCCUGUCUGCUCAGUCAAAGCUACAAGACACCCCCAAAGCACCAAGAGGGUGGCAAGAGGCCCCGCCUGCUCAUUCUCGGGGUCCCGGCUUGGAAAAGGUGCCCUGUGUUAGCCGCUCACCAGAGGAAACGGGGACCUGGGUUUGGCCUCAGGUGUGGGGACAAGUUGGGCGGGGCUCAGCAAGGGACUCGGGCUGUGUGGUGGCCCAGGUCAUCCUGGCCGGGGCAGGCCUGACAAAGUCACGUCAGCCUGCUGACUUGAGUUUCCCAAGAAAACGCCCAGAGAACUGUGAAAUAAAAUGUACCUGCCUGUCCUGCGGUGCAGCUGUGGCUGCUCUGCGAACGACCUCACGCCUGUGUCCGCUCUGCCCCUUCCUGCACUGGCCACCGUCCCUGUGCUGGGGAGAGCCACCCCCU
Molecule: messenger RNA, 3663 nt
Organism: Lepus europaeus (European hare)
Lineage: Eukaryota; Metazoa; Chordata; Mammalia; Lagomorpha; Leporidae
Gene: IQCE
Product: IQ motif containing E
Exons: 23
Coding region: 380-2224 (614 amino acids)
Molecular function (GO): protein binding
Source: RefSeq, a predicted model, not a curated record